Molecule: messenger RNA, 2251 nt
Organism: Eubalaena glacialis (North Atlantic right whale)
Lineage: Eukaryota; Metazoa; Chordata; Mammalia; Artiodactyla; Balaenidae
Gene: SLC26A7
Product: solute carrier family 26 member 7
Exons: 18
Coding region: 136-2106 (656 amino acids)
Biological process (GO): transmembrane transport
Cellular component (GO): membrane
Molecular function (GO): oxalate transmembrane transporter activity; chloride transmembrane transporter activity; sulfate transmembrane transporter activity
Source: RefSeq, a predicted model, not a curated record
UUUACUGAUUUAUUUUCUGGAUUGCUUUGACAUUGUAAACCACAGACGAGUUGGAGCCUGGCAUUGAAAGGAGGUGUUCUGCAACGAUUUUUUUCUUGUUUAAAGAAGUUUACUUCUACAAGAGGUAAUCUGAAAAUGACAGGGGCAAAGAGAAAAAAGAAAAGUGUGCUCUGGAGCAAGAUGCAUAUGCCCCAUUGUGAAGACUUUAAACAGUGGUGUAGAAGGCGGCUACCUAUUUUGGAAUGGGCAACACAUUACAAUCUGAAAGAAAAUUUGCUUCCAGACGCUGUGUCUGGGCUAAUGCUGGCAGUUCAACAGGUGACACAAGGGUUGGCCUUUGCUGUUCUCUCAUCUGUGCACCCCGUGUUUGGUUUGUAUGGGUCUCUGUUUCCUGCCAUCAUUUAUGCCAUAUUUGGAAUGGGACGUCAUGUUGCCACAGGCACCUUUGCCUUGACAUCCUUAAUAUCAGCUAAUGCAGUGGAACGGCUUGUCCCUCUGAACAGUCAGAACCUUACCACACAGAGUAACACAAGUGUGCUGGGCUUAUCUGACUUUGAGAUGCAAAGGAUUGGUGUUGCUGCAGCUGUUUCCUUCUUGGGAGGUGUGAUUCAGGUGGCCAUGUUUGUGCUACAACUGGGUAGUGCCACAUUCCUGCUUACAGAGCCUGUGAUCAGUGCGAUGACAACUGGGGCUGCCACCCAUGUCGUGACUUCACAAGUCAAGUAUCUCUUGGGAAUGAAAAUGCCAUAUAUAUCUGGACCACUUGGAUUCUUUUAUAUCUAUGCAUAUGUCUUUGAAAACAUCAAGUCUGUGCGACUGGAAGCACUGCUCUUAUCCUUGCUGAGCAUCGCGGUGCUUGUUCUGGUUAAAGAGCUGAAUGAACAGUUUAAAAGGAAAAUUAAAAUUGUUCUUCCUGUUGACUUAGUCUUGAUUAUUGCUGCAUCAUUUACUUGUUAUUGUACCAAUAUGGAAAACACAUAUGGAUUAGAAGUAGUUGGUCAUAUUCCAAAAGGAAUUCCUCCACCUAGAGCUCCCCCAAUGAACAUCCUCUCUGCAGUAAUCACUGAAGCUUUUGGAGUGGCACUUGUAGGCUAUGUGGCCUCACUGGCUCUUGCUCAAGGAUCUGCCAAAAAAUUCAAAUAUUCAGUUGAUGACAACCAGGAAUUUUUGGCCCAUGGCCUCAGCAAUGUGAUUCCUUCAUUUUUCUUCUGCAUACCAAGUGCUGCUGCCAUGGGAAGGACCGCUGUCCUAUAUAGCACGGGAGCAAAGACACAGGUGGCUUGUCUAAUAUCUUGCAUUUUCAUCCUGAUAGUCAUCUAUGCAAUAGGACCCUUGCUUUACUGGCUGCCCAUGUGUGUUCUUGCAAGUAUUAUUGUCGUGGGACUGAAGGGAAUGUUAAUACAGUUUCGGGAUUUAAAAAAAUAUUGGAAUGUGGAUAAAAUUGAUUGGGGCAUAUGGGUCAGUACAUAUGUAUUUACAAUAUGCUUUGCUGCCAAUGUGGGGCUGCUGUUUGGUGUUGUGUGUACCAUAGCUAUUGUGAUUGGUCGUUUCCCAAGAGCAAAGACUCUGAGUAUAAAAAAUAUGAAAGAAAUGGAAUUUAAAGUGAAGACAGAAAUGGAUGAUGAAACCCUGCAGCAGGUGAAAAUUAUCUCAAUAAACAACCCACUUGUUUUUCUGAAUGUAAAGAAGUUUCAUACUGAUCUAAUGAACAUAAUCCAAAAAGAAAAUGCCAGCAACCAGCCACUUGAUGAAAUCAGCAAGUGUGAACAAAACACAUUGCUCAAUUCUCUAUCCAAUGGCAUUUGCAAUGAAGAAGCAACACAACCCUGCCUGAAUCAGAAGUGUUCUUUAAUCCUAGAUUGCAGUGGAUUGACCUUUUCUGACUAUUCUGGAGUCUCCAUGCUUGUUGAGGUUUACACGGACUGUAAGAACAAGAGUGUGGAUGUAUCAUUAGUCCACUGCACAGCUUCCUUGAUAAAAGCAAUGAAAUACUGGGGAAACCUAGAUUCAGAGAAACCAAUUUUUUUUGAAUCAGUAUCUGCUGCAAUAAGUAACAUCCACUUAAAUAAGAAUUUGAGCAAACUCAGUGACCACAGUGAAAUCUGAGACUCUUUUGCUGCAGUACAGCUCUUUUCUUUAGCAACUGCCCCGAAGAGGCCAUACUCAAGUAUUUUCACAACAUUUUUUGUUGUGUAGAUCCUACAAAUGACCUCUACUAAAAUAAGUGUGAUGUGACUUAGUAACCACAUAA